Molecule: messenger RNA, 1752 nt
Organism: Etheostoma spectabile (orangethroat darter)
Lineage: Eukaryota; Metazoa; Chordata; Actinopteri; Perciformes; Percidae
Gene: sack1fa
Product: family with sequence similarity 83 member Fa
Exons: 5
Coding region: 112-1716 (534 amino acids)
Biological process (GO): signal transduction
Molecular function (GO): protein kinase binding
Source: RefSeq, a predicted model, not a curated record
UCCCGCCUCCUGCUCCCCCACCUGAGGGACUCACCUGAGCAUCUGCCGUGCCGUGCCGUGCCGUGCCUGUCCGCACAGGUGUCGCAGCGUCGGAGAGCAGCGGAUCCGGAGAUGGCGGAGUCUCAGCUGGUGUGCAUGGACGACGAACACGUCAACGAGAAGAUCCCGGAGACCAAACCGCAGUUUUACUACAGCGAGGAGCAGCGCGCGGCCCUGGAGCAGCUCCUGAAGAACGGGGACGGUGCCUUCAAGAUGCGCCUCAAAGAGGACAACGCCAAGGACUUCCUGUGCGCCAGGGAGAUCAAAUCCAUCCGGGAAACUUUUUGUGAGUACGAGACGGACAGUGACUCUGAGUCUGCAGAGCAUGAGAAGUCCAAGGCGUCCUCCAGCGCGGACUCCGGGGUCCACUCCACCUACUGGCCCGAGAUGUCGGACACCGAAGUCCCGUCUCUGGACAUCGGCUGGCCCGGCGGCAGCGGCGUCUACAAGGGGGUGACCCGGGUGUCCGUGUUCUCCCAUCCACCCAAAGAGUCCGGGCCUCAUAUCAAGGAGGUGGUGAGGAGGCUCAUACAGGAGGCACACAAGGUGGUGGCCGUGGUCAUGGACCUCCUGACAGACCUGCAGAUCCUCCAGGACCUGCUGGAUGCGUCGUCACGGCGCGGGGUGGCUGUCUACGCUUUGCUGGAGGCCAGGGGAGUGCCCCACUUCCUGGAUAUGUGCGCUCGGCUGCAGAUCAAUGCUGUACAUCUGCGGAAUCUCCGGGUGCGGAUGGUGAGAGGUUCGGGGCUGGCCCUGUCGUUUGGAAAGCUGCCCGGGUCUCUGUGCUCUAAGUACAUGCUGGUGGAUGGAGAGAAAGUCAUGUUUGGGUCGUACAGCUUUACCUGGAGUUCUUCUCGGAUGGACAGGAACACAAUCACUGUGAUGUCGGGUCAGAUCGUGGACUCCUUUGACAACGACUUCAGGGAGUUGUACGCCGUGUCUGAACAGGUGGACCUCUACAGGGAGUUUAACAUCACCAAGCCACCAAUUGCAACGCCCAUCAGGAAACCAGAGGUGGCGAAAAUCCAGCCUCUGUCCGUCUCCAUGUCUCGCUUUCAAGUAUCUGUCGGGGACUCAAGACAGGUCGACCUAAAGGUGCCUGCACAUAAAUACCACAACCCUAAGUACUCUUUAGUUUUUGGGAACAGUACGGGCCUCACAGGUUCCCUACAAGAUCUGUCGACCCCGAGCGACUCGCUCAUUGGCGGGUUGAACCUGAGGAACGGCCUGCAGAACCACAUCCUCCAUGGCCGCAGAAACAGCAGUGACCACAUGGACCGAGUCCCCCCACAGAGUCCCGGUUCUCCUGUAGACGAGGAGGAUGAGGAUGGAAGGGAAGACUUGAAGAAGAACCAGGUCUUCGGAGCGAAGAAACAACGGAGCUCCUUCCGGCACUUCUUGAAAGGCAGGGCAGCCAAUCAGAGCACAAUAGAGGAAGGCGUGGUCACUCCUCAGGGCCCCUCCCCCACCAGUAAGGUGUCAGAGACCAAUGGCAUUGCAGGAAAUGACCUAGAGGACUCGUUUGAGAUCAUUGAGAAACCCAGUCCACUGAAAUUCAAAACCAAGAAGCCCUCAAAGAUCCAGAGAAGUUUGUCUCUGCAGACCAUCAACACCGGAGACGAAGACGGAUCAAAAAGCCGCCGCCGGCAUCAAAAGAAGAACUGCAUCCAGUCCUGAGAUCAGAAACAAGAGGACAGCCUGUCAUUAAGGCUA